Messenger RNA from Oncorhynchus mykiss (rainbow trout), 1380 nucleotides. RefSeq lists its product as uncharacterized. Gene Ontology annotation, biological process: negative regulation of endopeptidase activity. Gene Ontology annotation, molecular function: endopeptidase inhibitor activity. The record is from RefSeq and is a predicted model, not a curated record. NCBI's taxonomy places the organism in Eukaryota, Metazoa, Chordata, Actinopteri, Salmoniformes, Salmonidae.
GUUUAGCUCCUCCCUCCCGUUUUCAUCUCUCCCUGUCUGGCUCCUCUGGGCGAUAGUCAUUGUUUGUCUUCUCUUCGUUGGGGCAGCCUCGUUUCUCCUGAAGGAUGUCGGGCCUUUUGACGACUAACUCCAGCUCCGUGCUCCUCCUGCUGUCUGUCUCCCCGACCCUCCUCCUCCUCCUCUUCCUCCCGCCGCUGCCGCUGGAGGCCAAGUCAUUGUCCGCUGCCCGUGGCGUGGCGGGGCGUGGUCUGGACGCCACUGGAGGCGGGGUCAGGCGUCUCCGCAGAGACCUCCGUGAUUCGCUGCCGUACGAGGCCGGGAUGAUGUCCUAUCCUGGGGAGUCGGCUGACGUCCUGACCCGGCGGGGGGGUAACGAGCUGCUCUACCAACCAGAGGAGUGGAGGGGGCAGGGCUUAGGCCAGGCUGUGCAGCAAUUGGUGGAGAACGACGAGAGGCAUGAACAGGAAACGGCGUACCUGGCCGGGUUGCUCCGCCUCCUCAGUGAAGCUGAAGGAGCUGCCGGAGAGGAGGGAGGUGAGGAGGACCAUGGGCCAGGGGACUUCCAAGGGCCCUAUACCCGUGACUACGAUGAGACAGAGCAGGGGAUGAGAAUGGGAAAUCCCCAGGCUGCAGCUCCAUGGCAGGGCCUACUGGACCCCCAGCUCACCCAGGCCCUGCUCAACAGAUACAGGCAGGAGAGGCUGCAGCAGCAGGCCGGGUUACCAGGUCUACCAGCCGCCAUCAACAGGUUUACAGAUGACAGGCUGGAAACAGGCAGCCAGGACCAAGACCAGGAGGCUCUGAGAUACCUUGUAACCAAGAUCCUGUCCAGCAUUAGUCCCAACAACCCCCAGGGUUCGUCAGGCCGCCGGGCGAGGAGGGACCUGGUGUCUGUGUCUGGUGGUGGGGGUGGAGGGGUCAGAGCAGCCUCAGAACCAGUCUUCCACAGAUCCCGUCGCUCCCUGGUCUCCCCUCCUACUCCCUCCCCCAGCCGGGAGCCCUCUCCGGGGCUUCUGAGGGUCAAGAGGCUGGGGUACAUGGAAGAGGGCCCUGGAUGGCUUGGGGGAGAGAGGGAGGGCCACAAGACCCCUAACCAUGCUGUGGGGUUACAGAGGAUGAAGAGGAUCGACAACGAACUACAGGCCCAGCCUGGUGGGAGGCCCAGCCGCAGGAGAAGAGCCCUGAACUACGACCCCCAAGCCCUAACCCACGACCCUGAGCUGCUGGUCCAACACAUCCUACACUACCUGCCACAGUAGAGAGGGAGAGAUAGAGAGACAGUGAGAGAGACAGAGAGAGAGAGAGAUGGAGAGAGAGAAACAGAGAGAGAUAGAUAAACAGAGAGACGGAGAGAGAGAAACAGAGAGAAAUAGAUGGAGA